Molecule: messenger RNA, 924 nt
Organism: Styela clava
Lineage: Eukaryota; Metazoa; Chordata; Ascidiacea; Stolidobranchia; Styelidae
Product: acyl-CoA-binding domain-containing protein 6-like
Molecular function (GO): fatty-acyl-CoA binding; protein binding
Source: RefSeq, a predicted model, not a curated record
UUUGUUCCAUAUGCGUGCACCAUUUGUAUAUUUUAAAACAUGGAAUCCACUGCUUAAAACUAGUCUAAUUUCAUCAUGGAUGAUGAUUCGCAAGAUUAUUCAGAAACGUUUGAAAAAGCUGCUUCUCAUUUGCCAACAUUAGUUGGAGAAUUAGAAGAUGUCCAUCUAUUGUACUUAUAUUCCCGUUUUAAACAAGCGACAAUCGGUCCUUGUAACACAGAUAAACCGGGGAUAUUCGAUUUUCAAGGAAGAAAAAAGUGGAAUGCGUGGAAAGAACUUGGUAAUAUGAGUGCUUCACAAGCAAAAGAAGAAUACGUGAAUAAAAUAAAAGCCUGUGAUCCAGAUUGGGAUGUACAUAAGCCAACUAACUCUAGCACAUCCAUAAUGGGACCAGCUGUUAGUCGACCUGUCAUCGAUUGUGAUGAAGUCAAUCCUAAUGAAAGCAUUCUUUUUGAUAUAUGCAAGCAAGGAGAUGUAGAAAAAUUAGCAAAUAUGGAUGAAGACUUAUCUGUAGGUGACACGGAUGAAAGAACGUUAUUACAUUGGGCGUGUGACCGAGGCCAUUUACCUGUUGUAAAAUUCCUUCUGAAAAAUAAUUGUGAUGUAAAUGCAAAAGACAUUGAUCAUUCCACACCAUUACAUUAUGCAUCAUCAUGUGGUUAUAUAAAAAUUGUUGAAAUUCUGUUGAGUCAUGGUGCUGAUCCAAAUGCAAAAGAUAAAGAUGGUGACACCCCUAUUGAAUGUGCAGAAACCGACAAAAUACGUGAAUUAUUAUUAAAAAGUAAAGCUUUAACAUGAUUAAUGCUAAGUUAUGCAACACACAAUGACUUGAACCUAAAUUAUUGAUGUUGUGCGUGGGUUUGUGAAAAUAUAGCAAUUGCAUAUGCAAAAGUGAUCUUAAUAAAAGACUGGUAUAAGAACAGA